AUGGGAACCCCGUCGCGUGCAAUUCUCUCGCUGCUGUCUGAGCGGGCGGUGUCGCUCGGAGACGCAUCCCCCUGCAUGGGCACGGCCCGUUAUCUCGGUUCCAUUGGUGCCUCUCUGGUCGCACUUUCUCGCAGUACACGUGACGUGCAGCUGGCGCGCUGCGCGAAUACCGCCGUGCAGCAGCUCGCCUCGCUGCUUCCGCGUCUCCCUGUCGCAGUGCCGUUUCCGGACGAGGUGGCUGUACACGUUUUUCGCAUUGUAAAAGGCGGCAGUGAUGUGAAUCUUUCGCCCGCCACUAUCGGUAGCCUGCUGACGGAACUUGACGAGCGGAUUACUGGGGCACAGAUUGCGAUGUGGAGGCCGCAAACAAUUGUGGCGUCCCUUCACGCAAUUGCCAAGGCCGCUCUGACAGGUCCGUUGGAUAUGGUGGAUGCGCUACUCUUCUGUGAGAAGCAGCAAUUGUCACAGCUGGAUGAGCGAAAAACGGCUCAACUCCUGUGGUGCAUUGCUAGACUUCAAAUGGAGAGGGAACAUGCAGCACUCUGGAAGGCAACGUGUCGUCGCCUCCUUCGUUUCUCAAAGAACAUGUCUAGCACCAGUCGCUUGCUGGUUGUGGAGGCGUUGAUUACCGUCCCAGAGUGUGUGUGUGAUGCGCAACAGGAGUUGCUGUGCGCGGUACAGGAGGCUCGCCUUGCUGAAAGAGACAUGGAUGCCUUUGAGGGAGAGGAAGAAGUAAUGAUGGGAAGCGACUACCAGGCGCUGAAGGUCCGUCUGCUAUCGGAUGCCCAUCUGUUGCCGGUGGAGUCUAUUGUGCGAAUGCUUACCAAGGCGCUUAGUGCCUCAACAGCUGGGUCCGACGAGGUAGACUACUUGCUGCGGCACUUGCAGCGGCGAUCUCUCAAGGCGGAGGUGUGCCGCGAGCUUUUGGAGGUCCUCGCGCGCCUUGAGCCGACUGAACUCACGCAGUCUUUGCGCCGUCAAGUCAUUGACUGCAUCCGUCCUGGUAGUGAUGGCCAUGUGGAGUCUUCGCAGGUGGUGGUGGUGGUGGACCCCGUGCAUGCAUUGGGGACUGUGUGCACCGCCGCCGCGCUGGAGCGACAACACACGCGCACUGUGGGAGCAGAGACCCGAGGACUUCUAGAGGAGUUGCUGGAAAAGUGCCAUGAGAUGCAUGAUGUUGUAUGGAAUAGGUACAGCGGCAGGCUUGCGGGAACGCUGGGCGUGGCGUUGGAUGUGUUGGCCUCCUGCGAUCCAGCCAAAGAGGACUGUGCAUCUGCUGCGAAUUGCAGGCGCAUGCUCGAGCGAUUCCCCAGGGCGUGGGAGGAGGGCGGCGUAACGUCGGCUGUGGUUACGGAGUGUGCUGCGUGUGUGUGCAGCGCUUGUGAGUUGCUACGCGUGCCGCAUCUGCUGCGGUCUACAGAAAGAACGAUUGGAGCGACGGACGUGGUGAUGGAGGAGGAGGGUGAGACUGAGAGCAGCAUGUACAGGGGCACGGAUGCGUUGUUGCAGCGCUGCACGGAUACACUCGAGCGGUUCGCCCCAUUUUUAUCGGCGGCUGUCGCAUUUGAGAUCUGGCGGGCGGCAGCAGGCGUUGCGACGGGGCGUUCAGGCGCUCUGCGGCCGCUCAUGGUGCUGCUGCUGACCUUCGCGGAGCAGCAUCCGGCGGAAUUCUCGCUGAGAGAAGUUGCAAUGUUUGUGGGGGCGGAGUGCCAUCAGUUUCCUGCAGAGGCGUUUGAAUUGUUCGUUCGGUGCCUCAUGAAUGAAAGCAAGAACGUGACGCCUGCGCAACUUGAUGUGCUGGCCGCCGCGGUGGAAGCCGUUGCUGCGCGUUUGGACAAGGCGCUGUUGGAGAAGCUGCUGCUGCAGCUUUUUCUCCGGCCACUGGGGCAAGAAAAGGCUCUGGUGCGCACCAUCCCCAUCCCAACGUCCGUGUUGGUGCGUCUCUAUCGGUGCUGCGACGUUGCGUCCGACGUUGCGGCUUCCAUGCAGGCGACGUUGCUGGAGCUAAUAGUGGAUUCGUGUGCGCAGUGCACAACAAUGGAGGAGCUUAACACGGCGGCAUCGUUGCUUCCGCAGCUACAGCAGGGUACUCUGAAGGACGCACUUGCGUGGGCCCUGACAAAGAGGGGAACGUUGAAUGCGGCGGUGGCACCCGACGUCCAGAAGGCGUUGUUGGUGGUCUAUCUCCAGAAGGCCGGCGUCGCGGUGGACGAGGGUCUCUUGACGGCGUUAAGGCGCCGGCCGUAA
Messenger RNA from Trypanosoma grayi, 2247 nucleotides. RefSeq lists its product as hypothetical. The transcript has a single exon. The coding region runs from base 1 to 2247 and encodes 748 amino acids. The record is from RefSeq and is a predicted model, not a curated record. NCBI's taxonomy places the organism in Eukaryota, Euglenozoa, Kinetoplastea, Trypanosomatida, Trypanosomatidae.